UCCACACACGAGUUCGCACUAUCUUUCGCUCGCAACUUCGCUUGCUCCCUCGAUCACACCGCCCCCAGCAUGUCUUGCCUGACACCUUCCUGACACAUUCAGGCUACACGGGAAGUUGCUUCGAGGCCAAGGAGUAGCAUUUCUAUGCGGAUCGUGAGAAGCGGAUCGUAAGUAGCGGAUCGUAGAAGGGGAACCGUACAACAGGGAAGUUGAAGAGCUGGUGUCCUCUUUAUGGGAGUUGAACAUGCGUUUCCGGUGGCCCGCUAAUCCGAAGAAGCGGCGAAGGUCCUUCUCUCGAGCGACGCUCAUAAAACUCGCUGUAGCACUUUUCCUCGCCUGCGAAGCCCUUUACUUGGUAACCACCCGUUUCGCCUUCGCGCGGCCUCCUGCAGCGGUAGUCGUCGACUUCGCUCGAACCCUUUUCAACGGCCGGUGUGUGCGGGGGCUCUCGUGCGUCGGAAACGUGGUCAACGCCGCCGCGCCGCUCGACUUUCCGGAAGCGUGUGCGGACGUCCUUGGGGCUCCGCGCUGGCGUGAGUGGCCCUGGCGGUACCGUACAACGGGGAGCCAUGCCGCGUUCAUGCGCCGACUCGGGAGGUUCUUCGGACGCCACGACGCGACGCCGAACGCUACUACCUGCAGCGCCAGGCUGUGCCGUGCGCUGCAGCAGUGGGCCCAGCUCGCGCGAGAGCGGGAGCCACGCACGAAAGACGAUUCGCUCAAAGACGAUCCGCUAAAGGACGAUUCGCUAAAAGGCGACCCAUUACCGGAGGAGGAGGUGGCGAGGCAGCAGGCGGCGGGCGUGGGGCAGGUCUGCACGGAGGCGUGGCGGAGCGGCGUGAUGGCGCGAGUCGGCAGCAGCAAGUUCAUUCGGCGGCUGGUGGCGGAGGGAGAGACGAGCCUGGCGAGCAUCACAGCGGGGAUCGACGCCGUGUGCGCGCCAUGCAAGCACGUGGAGGCCACGCUGCUGGACAGGAGCAGCAAUGCCACGUCAGCAUGUGGCGAUUGGCCGGAGGAGUGCUGGCCUGUGCCUCGCAUGCCGUUCUCCUCACUCUCUGACUUCCCGCGCCGCAAGUACCUGGUUUUUGCCAUGUCAGAGGAGCAGCUCAGCAACGCGCGCACGCACAUCGUCGAGGCAGCCCGCCUUGCCCGCAUGGCCAACCGCAUCCUCGUUCUGCCCAAUGCCAGCCGCAGCCAUCUAUCGCUGGGCAGAGCCCUGCCCCUCUGCACCUACUGGGAUUUCUCUCAGCUCUCAGCUGAGUAUGAGUGGGUGUCGCCGCACUUCUUCCUCCUACUCGCCCGCGCCACUCUCGCCAACCCCUCUGUUGGGUUCGUGUGGGUGGAGUCCCCGUACCUCAAUCGCACUGUCUUCCACUAUGAUAGGGUGACCGAUUUCCUCGGGCAGCUGCUGGCGUUUUCAGCUGGACACGUGCCCCUGGAAAGCAACACCCUGCAAGUGAGAAUGCCAGCGGCGAAAGACGACCUCGCACGCAUGUUACAGGCGUGGCGCGAGCGCGACAUAGUGGUGUGGUUCAAAACGACGUGGGAGCGCGUGCACUUUGACCGCAGCUCCGACGACCUCGCUCUGCCACUGCUGCCCUACCGCUCCGACCACCACGCCACCGCCGCCCGCCUGCUCGCCCUGCUGCCGCGCCCCUUGAUCGCCAUGCACUUCCGCUCCGAGUUUGUUGCCUUCCGCGUGCAAGAUGACACGAGUGCCGGAGGGGAGAAGGCGAACGCGUCCAUGCUGCAGCAGAGGCUGGAGUGGUGCGGUGGGGAGGCGGAGAAUCUCAUCACGCAAGUCAAGGCCUCCCUCACCCACCCAUCCUCUGCUGCGCCUGCUGCUUCUACUACGGCCGCUAACAGCGGGGAUCUUCCCAGCAGUAGCGGCGGCACGAGCAGCAGCAGCAGCAGCAGCGGCGGCGGCGGCAGCAGCAGGGUGUCGGUGUUCAUCGCAGCAGACGUGCCGUUCAAUGCGUCCACAACACCGGCCCGGUCGGACUCAUGGGAGGAGACGGUGCAGGCAUAUGGGGGCGACCAGCUGGUGGCUCAGCUGCCCUUGGCUGCUCUGCGGCGGCUGCGGGAGAACGUGAAUGGCACUGUCAUGAUAGACGAGCUCAUGCCGCAUGUCAAUACCCUCGACCCAGGCAUUGUGGGAAUACUGGACAAGCUGGUGUGUGCGCAUGCCGAUGUGUUCCUCGCAGGGUCGUGGAAUUGCGGAGGCGGCAGGGGGUACGAGUCUGACAUUGUGAGGCACCGCCGGCAGCUCAACUACUCUGAUGACACUCUCACACGAUGGGGGGAAGGGUGAUGUGGCGUGGCCACAAAUAUUUUCUUUCAAUUGCACGAUUGUGUAAUGUACCGGUAAUGUGUUAUGGAGUGGAAUCAACUACACAGACACUUAGGAGUGCACCAUGCGCUUGCUGUGAACCAUGCUGUGUUACUGGUACGUGAGGACAAGUUGAUUAAUCAGAAUGAAGUGCACACAUAUAUGUAGGUAGAUUUAUCCACCCUCUCGCCCCUUCCUCCGUUCUUAAUCCUACAAGA
Messenger RNA from Closterium sp. NIES-67, 2547 nucleotides. NCBI's taxonomy places the organism in Eukaryota, Viridiplantae, Streptophyta, Zygnematophyceae, Desmidiales, Closteriaceae. The record is from the annotation of a GenBank genome assembly.